CCACGCUCUGACGUCACACUUCCGCCCUCUUCAUUCUCGUGAACGCUGUAGCUGCGAAUGGUGGUGUGCUGGUGUGGCUGUCCGAAGACCCAGCAAAAUGGGUUCAAUCGAAAACAUUUCCGAACUGUGCCGUUUGUGUUUAGUUAAGGACCAAGUAAAUGUUCCAAUUUUCGAAGAAAACGCCACCAAGGAGCAGACUUUCGUCAAAAUCAACUCCUGUCUGCCGGUGAAGGUUUCUCGCGAUGACAGCCUGCCCAAAAAAAUCUGUGAUGGAUGUUCCUGUAAAUUAGAUAUGCUCUAUACUUUCCGGAACACGAGUGUAGAUUCCGAAAAACAGUUAUUAAAAUGGCUCAAUCAAGCCGGUCUAAGUUGUUCUCAGUCAGCGGUAAAAGACCCUCUAGCUAGUACAAAACCUGAAGUUACAAUUAAACAAGAAACUUUUGAACCAACCGAUUCACGAGAUGAUUUGGGUCUAGACACACAUAGUUACAUAAUGCAACAACAAAAGUUGCCUUAUUCCCAAGAAUUCGAAUUCGGGGAGCCUUCCGAGUCAAAUGUGGGGUUAAUGACUGAUGAACCUGCACCAAAGAAGGCGAAACGUGCCGCUGCUUUGAAUAAAGCUUCUGUUGAGACUGAUGAAGAUGAUCUUGAUGCUGCCAUGCAAAUAACGAAGGCGGAAGACGAAGAUAGUGAUGAAAUAGACCAACCUGAAUAUGUUGAAGCACCUUCGACUAGUGCCGAUGAUCAACCUGGCCCUUCAGGGGUGAAUAAGACGACCGUCGAAGCACCGUACAUUCCGGACAUUUUGACGCCGAUCGUGACCAUAAAGGAGCUCGAGUCCAAGCCACGCCGUCGCAAACGCAAGCCGGCCCUUGUGGACCCUUGCGACAUUUGCGGCAAAACCUUCAAGCAGAAAACCGGUUUAAAGGACCACCUCCAGAUGCAUAGCAAGUACUUCACCUGCGAAAAGUGUGGCACCACCUAUAAAAAACUGAUCGAUUACGUGAUCCAUAUGCGAAUCCACAACGACCAAAUGAACUUUGAGUGCAUUUUCUGUGAUUACACCACCGAUAACAUCGUCCAAAUCUCCGAUCACCUGAAAAACAGGCACGACCAAAUCAAACCAUACACUUGCGACAUUUGCAAGCAAAACUUCCCCAUUUUGAAGUGGUUCAAAGACCACGAAAACGACCACAAAAACCUCAAACCCUACAACUGCGAUCUGUGUGGCAAAAAUUUUGCAUAUGCCAGGUACUUGUCGGUACACAGGGCCCUAAUUCACAAGGCCAACCCGGAUUUGCACGAGUGUGUCAUUUGCAAGAAGCAGUACCAGCAUAAAAAUAGUCUUAAGCUGCACAUGAACAGCCAUACGGGCAAUGUUUCAGUGUGCGAUGUUUGCGGCAAGAUUUUGUCGAGUAAGGAGAAGUUGAAGUUUCAUUUGAGGACUCAUACGGGUUAUAAGCCGUUUUGUUGCACCUAUUGUGGCAAGUGUUUCACCAAAAAACCGAUUCUAGUCGAACAUAUACGGAUUCACACGGGCGAAAAGCCAUACGUUUGUGAAUAUUGUAUGAAGGCGUUUUCGCAGAGGUCCAGCUUGGUGAUACAUAUUAGGGGGCACACGGGGGAGCGGCCCUACGUGUGUAGCGCCUGCGGGAAGGGGUUUGUGGCCAAGGCCAUGCUUAACAUUCAUUUGAAGUCUUGUAAAGGACCCUAUUUGUUUUUGCAAAAUAUGUAGUAAAUUAUUAAAGAAAACAAAAUAACAUGCGGAAGGUUGUCAUUGAUGGACUUGGUUUUUUAUUUAAAAGAAUACUUUUGAUUUUUGUUCUAGGAGUUAGGAAAAGUCAAUUAAAAAGGAGUUAUGUUUUUUUUUUAGUAUUUGUUAUUUAUUUUACUAUUCCUAUUGCAAGUUCUUUACGUACGAAUUUUUUUUUGGUGUUAUUAAGCGAAAAUUUUGGAGUUGCGGUUCUGUUCUGCAGUAGAAAAACACGAGAAUUAAUUUAAUUAAUUAAUUUUAAGUUAGAUAUUUGUGAUACACUAUGUCCAAAGACUAUCUAGAUUAUUCAAUUUUUCAUGUGGGUGUGGUUAAUUGAAACAGUACUUUUUUGUGACUUUGUGUUUGAUAUACGGGGUAAUUUUUUAAACGAACAAUUUUUGGUAUCUCUGAAAAUCAAAGAAAAAUUUGAAAACUUCGAACAGGUCAGUUUUUAUUGACUUGGGUGCACUUUUUGGUAUAAUCAUUUUAAAAUCCUAACUACUCCCAAAAAAUUUGAAUGAGUAUUUUGUCGUAUCUUUAGCUUUUUUGAGUGUCGAUUAUUUUUUAUAAUAUAUUCUAAUGCUGUAAGAAAUGCUCUAAAUAAACUUGAAUAUUUAUUUUGAAUUAACAUUUGACAUUUUCAAUCAUCUACAGGAGGCGUUCAAAUUUUUCUCCAUGUUCUGUAUAAAAAGUUUUUCAAAAUCUUGGGGUACAUUUUGCUUUUAGGAAUUUUUCUUCGAACUGAUAUUUUGCUGUUUUAAAUCUUCUUAGUUUUCUUAUGAUGUUUUAUAGAUAACUUUAUAGGUAAAUAUCUUAAUUUUUAUGAACAAAAGUGUUUUGUUCUCCCAUUUUUUUAUUUUAUAAAAAAAUAAUUUUGAAUUUUUCUACACGAGGUUUUGAGAUUUUAUUGUCUUUUCUUUAGGUCUUUCUUAAACAUUAAUAUUUGAUCGAGGGGUAAGCUGCAGGGAAAUCGGUGUACAAAAUUGAGGAAAUCAAGGGAAAUCUUUUUAAAAAAUUUGUGAAAAUUUUGAAAAUUGAGGAAAUCUUAAGGAAAUCAGCGGAAAUCUUGUUAAAAAAAAUAGUGGAAAUAAUGGGAAAUCUAAAAAAAUUAGAGGAAAUCAUUAUUGAAUUAGUGGAAAUUUGAGAAAAUCUGGUGUACAAAAUUUGGGGUACGGUUUACCCUUCGAUAUUUUUUUGUGGGCGCACUUUAAGGAAUUCUACUUUUAUUUCAUUUGCUUUCUAAUUAAUUUUUCAGAGAACUUAAGGCCUGAAGAAGAGAUAUAAAAAUCUCGAAACGUUGCCGAAAAAUUUAUCAAUGUUUUUUUAAACUUAAAUCCUUAUUUCAUCUUUAAAAUUAUUUUUCAUCAUCUUCUCUGUCUAUUAUUUUGCACCGAUGCAGUUUCUUUGAACUUGGGCUAGUUUAAAAAGAACUUGCAAGGCGAAUUUCAAAGGAAUACAUACAUUUUAAGAGACGAUAGAAGAGCUUAAAGGAAGUUGACAUAACCCAGUUGGCCUUAUUCGAAUAUUUAUAGUUUCUAAGAUACAGUUUUUUUUUUUGGGUGAAUUAACUUUUAACUUUACGGUUCAGCUUUGAAAUCCAUUAGCAAAAAUAGUAAAGAAAUAUGGUCUCUGAGGUUAGUUUUUAAAAAUCUAUUACACUUUUUAAAAAAAACUGGGCAAAAUUAACAAAAACACUCACAGGAAGAGUGUCCCCACUUUAAAAAUAGAUAAAAAUUUCUCAAAUACUACUAAUAACUAUGUAAAUUUACGAAUUAAAUACUCAAAUACUCAAAUUUUGACUUUUUUGAGUUUUUUAUCACUCUUUAAAAUAUAUGCAAUACUAUGAAAUUAUAUCUGUAUUUGUGUCCUUAUCUGGCUGCCGUUUAUUAAAAACUAUAGAAGUAGUGCAAGGGCAGUUAGGUUCAGUACUGUAAAAAACUAGCUUCAAUUCUUUCAGCAAUAGAAUAUACUGUUUUUAUGAAAAGGGAUUUUUUUUACUAUUUAGCCGCGUUUUUGGAAAAAAUGUGUAUUGAUAGAUACAAUAUACCUCGAAAAAUUAUUCCAAAAGAAAAUUCUAAUGGUAAAGAAAAAAUGCAUGUUUGAUGAUUUUACAAAGUUUUCAGAUUUUUCAUUUGUAGUUUGUUUUCAGAACUAUUCUUGCAUUUUUAGAGAACUGUGCUGCGGUAAUUUAAUGAAAACUAAUCGAAACAAAAAAUAAACAGAGGUGAAUUUCUGAUUUAAGUGACUUUUUUUAUUUUCUGAGAUUUCUAAGAUCGCUCGUUUGAAAGAAUUAGCCCGUUUAUGUUUGUAUGGUUUGUUUUUUUCUAAAGAAAUUAUCCUUCAGUAUAACUCCUUAGGUUUAUCAUAUUUUUAUCUUUGUAUUGUUUCAUGUAAAAAGGUCGUUGAUAAUAAAUAAAUUAUUAAAAGUA
Molecule: messenger RNA, 4182 nt
Organism: Tribolium castaneum (red flour beetle)
Lineage: Eukaryota; Metazoa; Arthropoda; Insecta; Coleoptera; Tenebrionidae
Product: zinc finger protein OZF
Exons: 4
Coding region: 98-1735 (545 amino acids)
Biological process (GO): regulation of transcription by RNA polymerase II
Cellular component (GO): chromatin; PcG protein complex; nucleus
Molecular function (GO): chromatin insulator sequence binding; DNA-binding transcription repressor activity, RNA polymerase II-specific; RNA polymerase II cis-regulatory region sequence-specific DNA binding
Source: RefSeq, a predicted model, not a curated record